AUGAACAGAUUCCUCCGAUGCUCCAAUGACCUUUUUCAAGUUCUGCCAGAUGUAUUCACAGAAGAAUGGAGUGAACGGAGCCAUCAGUCGAACAAUGAGGAUGAGAACACGUCCAAGCGCAGCCAAUGCGUGAUGUUGCUCAUGGAGUCCGUUGUCUCCCUUUACUCUUUUUCUGUUCAAUCUGAUGUAGAUGUUGGUAAGAGUGUCGAAGAAUUUGGCAUUGAACCAUGGAAGGAACACGUCCUUGAGAAGAUCUCUGACUCCUUCUUCUCUGAAUCUCAAGUUUUCUCCUCUGACAACUGGUACCCAAUAAGUUUCAUCGUUAUUAGCCAAAAGUCUUGGAAUAAGAGUCUCAACACGGAUGAACCAAGAUGGAACGGCUUUGUAGAGAAGAGGAGUAUCCGACCGCCAGCAGAAUGGAUGCGUUUUUUCGGAGUUAGAACAAUUCAAAUAGCCUCAUUAGCUGGUUUUUCUUGGGGAGGUUCCAAGCUUGACGAAGUUCAGACGACAAAACCACGGACCUGUCCGAUUCAAAUUCAAAGACCAGAACAAGUGAAAGACGAUGUUCUGUUGAGUCGAAAGGUUAUCAAUCAUUUGGAUAAAUCAAACUUAAAACUUAGAUUAUAUCAAUACGAAACAUGCCCGUUCUGUUGCAAAGUUCGUGCUUUCCUAGACUACUACGGUUUCUCAUAUGAACUUGUCGAAGUCAAUCCAGUGACUCGAUCGCAAAUUAAAUUCAGUACACAGUACAAGAAGGUUCCGAUUAUCCGAAGUGGUGAAACGACUUUGACAGAAUCAUCCCUAAUUAUUUCACAGUUGGCAACUUUCCUACAAAGACCCGAUCAAACCCUUGAUCAAGUUAUUCAAAUGUACCCAGGAGUUGAUUCAACAAACGAAAAAGGAAAGCCAGUUGUGAACUAUCCGAACAAAUUCUUCAUUAUGAAAGGAAAAAUGGAAGGAGAAACUAAUAUGGCUAAUGCCAGAGAAGAGAGAGAAUGGAGAGAAUGGGUUGACAAUUGGUUUAUCCAUUUGAUCUCUCCAAAUGUUUACCGUAACUGGAACGAAUCUUUAGAAACAUUCCGUUGGUUUGAGCAAGUUGGUGAUUGGCAUCGUGCAUUCCCAGCUUGGGAACGAAUUUUAGCUGUGUACGUUGGGGCAGCCGCCAUGUUCCUUUUGUCGAAAACUUUGAAAAAGAAACAUAAUAUUGAAGACGAACGAGAAGAAUUGAGAAAGGCGUGUCGUGACUGGAUGGCAGCGAUCGGACCGAAUAGAAAGUUUUUGGGAGGAGAUCAACCCAAUUUAGCUGAUAUUUCUCUCUACGGAGCAAUGAAUUCAUUCUACGGCUGUUCAGCUUUCAAAGAAGUGAUUCUAGAGGAGAAGAUUGUCGAUUGGUGGCGAAGAAUGGAUUCAGUUGUCAAAAAUCAUGAAGGAAGAAAAACAUUGGAAUCUCGAGUUCUAAUUGUUCAGAAGCAAUAA
Caenorhabditis remanei is the source of this 1476-nucleotide messenger RNA. RefSeq lists its product as uncharacterized. The transcript has 8 exons. Gene Ontology annotation, molecular function: prostaglandin-E synthase activity. Lineage: Eukaryota; Metazoa; Nematoda; Chromadorea; Rhabditida; Rhabditidae. Bases 1 to 1476 code for a protein of 491 amino acids. Gene Ontology annotation, cellular component: mitochondrion. The record is from RefSeq and is a predicted model, not a curated record.